Otolemur garnettii (small-eared galago) is the source of this 4758-nucleotide messenger RNA. RefSeq names its product E2F transcription factor 3 (gene E2F3). Bases 94 to 1485 code for a protein of 463 amino acids. The record is from RefSeq and is a predicted model, not a curated record. Gene Ontology annotation, molecular function: protein dimerization activity; DNA-binding transcription factor activity, RNA polymerase II-specific; RNA polymerase II cis-regulatory region sequence-specific DNA binding. Gene Ontology annotation, cellular component: RNA polymerase II transcription regulator complex. The transcript is spliced from 7 exons. Gene Ontology annotation, biological process: regulation of transcription by RNA polymerase II. NCBI's taxonomy places the organism in Eukaryota, Metazoa, Chordata, Mammalia, Primates, Galagidae.
GAGCAGAGACUUGGAAACUCCGACUGCAAAUAAUAAAGAAAUUGAAAACAAUACAUUAAUAUACCGUAACACUAAAACGAGCAGGAGCGAAAGAUGAGAAAGGGGAUCCAGCCCGGCCUGGAGCAGUACCUGGUGACCGCCGGGGGUGGGGAGGGGGCGGCUGUCGUCGCCGCCGCCGCUGCAGCCUCCAUGGACAAAAGGGCACUGCUAGCCAGCCCGGGCUUCGCCGCCGCUGCCGCCGCCGCCCCGGGCGCAUACAUCCAGAUCCUCACCACGAACACUUCCACCACCUCCUGUUCCUCCUCCCUCCAAAGCGGUGCCGUUGCCGCCGGCCCCCUCUUCCCCAGUGCCCCCGGCGCGGAGCAGACCGCCGGCAGCCUUCUCUACACCACGCCGCACGGACCCUCCAGCAGAGCCGGGCUGCUGCAGCAGCCACCAGCCCUGGGACGCGGCGGCAGCGGUGGCGGCGGCGGCCCUCCGGCAAAGAGAAGGCUGGAGCUAGGAGAAAGUGGUCAUCAGUACCUCUCAGAUGGUUUAAAAACCCCCAAGGGCAAAGGAAGAGCUGCACUCCGAAGUCCAGAUAGUCCAAAAACUCCAAAAUCUCCCUCAGAAAAAACGCGGUAUGAUACGUCCCUUGGUCUGCUCACCAAGAAGUUCAUUCAGCUCCUGAGCCAAUCACCUGAUGGGGUCUUGGAUUUGAACAAGGCAGCAGAGGUGCUAAAAGUGCAAAAGAGAAGGAUCUACGAUAUCACCAACGUUCUGGAAGGCAUCCACCUCAUUAAGAAGAAGUCUAAGAACAACGUCCAGUGGAUGGGCUGCAGUCUGUCUGAGGAUGGGGGCAUGCUGGCCCAGUGUCAGGGCCUAUCCAAAGAAGUGACCGAACUCAGUCAGGAGGAGAAGAAAUUAGAUGAACUGAUCCAAAGCUGCACCCUGGACCUCAAACUGUUAACCGAGGAUUCAGAGAAUCAAAGGUUAGCCUAUGUUACAUAUCAAGAUAUUCGAAAAAUUAGUGGCCUUAAAGACCAAACUGUUAUAGUUGUGAAAGCCCCUCCAGAAACAAGACUUGAAGUGCCUGACUCAAUAGAGAGCCUACAAAUACAUUUGGCAAGUACCCAAGGACCCAUUGAGGUUUACUUGUGUCCAGAAGAGACUGAAACACACAGUCCAAUGAAAACAAACAAUCAAGACCACAAUGGGAAUAUCCCUAAACCCACUUCCAAAGACUCGGCUUCAACCAACUCAGGACAUAACGACUGCUCCAUUUCUAUGGCAAACCUUUCUCCCUUGGCCUCCCCAGCCAACCUUUUACAGCAGACUGAGGACCAAAUUCCUUCCAACCUAGAAGGACCGUUUGUGAACUUACUGCCCCCCCUUCUCCAAGAGGACUAUCUCCUGAGCCUUGGGGAGGAGGAAGGCAUCAGCGAUCUCUUUGAUGCUUAUGAUCUGGAGAAGCUCCCGCUGGUGGAAGAUUUCAUGUGUAGUUGAUUAUGCUUGUGUGACCUCUCCUUACAAACCGAUAUUUUUCUAUCAUGGAACCAGACCAUCUGUCAUGCAGUGUUGUCCCUUCCUACCUUCUUCCUCCAAGAGAGUAUCAUGAAGUAAACUACAAACUUCAGAAGAAAGCUGAUAUUUUACUGAAUUUUUUUUUUUUUAAUAAAUUGUCUAAACGCACAGUUGCAGGCUCUCUUGGGAAAGCCCUGCUUUGCCCAGGCUCCAAGAUCUCCUGGAUUGGUCAGCAAGUGAGAAAAUGUGCAAUCAGGUGUCCCUCACCCAGACUCUUCCUUCCUCCCCCGCCCCCGUCCUCCCGGAUUGGCUUGCUGUGCCUGACGGAUGGGCUGUAGAAUGGGGUGCGGCCGCCUGGCCCACUCGCAAACAGCAAUCUUCCUUAAUAGCAUUUCAAGCCGUGCCUUCUCUGCAGAAUGCAUGUCUUUGGGGUCUGCUACUAUGGAAUGGAACUGCAGCCAAUGCAAACUUGAAGUCAUGCAGAAGUAUGAAAUGAAUUUCUUCAGCUCUUAGGAAUAUUUAAAUUACUGUCAUAAUUCAGUUUAAGCUAUGGACCAUGUGUCCACUAGGAGGUCAAGGGAACCUCCGCAGCCUUUCAGAUGAAGAACCUGUUUCAGAUGUGCUUGUUGCAGAUACAGAGGACGAGCAGAGUUCUGCCACUCUGAGCUGUUGUGGAUUUUCCUGUCUCCAUAAACUCCUCCCACUCCCCAUCCCCACUGUGUUUGUGAGUCUCCAUUUGAUUUGUAGCAAAUGCCUACUUAGGAGUUCUUUGUGGAUUGUUUUUAGAUGUUUUAUUUUUUUAGCUGCCAUUUAAGCAUUCCUGUGGCACCCAUCACCAUUUCAAUUUAAUUGUUUACUUUGAAGCGGUUUUUGCAAAUUCACAUUACUUAAGCAGAGGGAGAGAACCUCUACUGAUCAGAGCAUCUAAACCUGUGUGCCCUAAGGUCUACCAGCCUCUGCAAGCAUCGUCCCAUCUUCUUCCUUUCCCAGUAGAGAGAGCUUGGAGCCAGUCAGUCCUGGGGCUCGCCAACUGGGUUGGCCCAUCAGAAAGGAGAACCAGGUCGGAUGACUACGUAGCAAUCCCAAGGAGCAGCAGGCAUGGAUCCCACCGUCCUUGGGUUGCCUGGGCCCUUGUGACCGGGGAAAGGGCUCUCUUACUCCGCACUCAGGGAGACCACUUCUCAGGAUGGGGUCAGAUGGAGAGGCCUCCAGGUAGAAAGACACCCCCAUUGUGUGAGUGGCAUUUCCUUAAGCUGGUAAGAACAAGGAGCUCCCACUGUGUCGGGGGCUAGAGUAGUUCUGGCCAGAACCCAUUCCCCUUCAUCUAUGACGGAAUGAGUAAGGGAAGUCAGGAUGCAGAAGAUGAAGGGAAAGAGUGCUGGGGCGUCUCCGCUUUACUCUUCAGGAGUGGUGGCCCACGUUGGGGACUUGAUGUCAGCUGCAAAUCCUACAGGUUAUGUCCAGAAUGGCUUUCCCGUGGGCAGGUGGCCCUGGCCAUCUCCCACUGGGAAUAUGACAUCUUAGGGCUUUCAGUCCAUUCCUUAGAUGCUAAGCACUGUGGGAAUGAGGGAGUCAGAUAAAGGAUAAACCUCAGUAGGAACAGUUAAAUUGAAAUGGCAGUGUGCCUGGCCCAGCAGCACGCACUGUAGUAGGCACUCAACUCAUACGUGUUUAACUGAAUUGAAAUAUCCCUUAGGAAAAAAAACAAAAGCAGAAACCACAAGAGCCCCAGCCAGUUUACUCUAGGUAGAUGUCCACAAUAUGCAAAGUGGUGGUGGGGUCAAGUCUGAUGACACCAGCACUUUAAACUCUCUGUGUGGGUGUGCAUGGGUGUAUGUUUGGGAAGAAAAACAAAGGUGCAGAUUAGCUUCCUUUUUCUUCUUCAGCCUCCAUCCCCGGCCUCCUCCCCUCACACACACUGGACUUGGUACAAAAUAUCAGUGUGGUCCGAGAUGAAGCGUUGGGGUGGGGGAGGCAGAGGGAGCUUUGUGUUAAGUGCCUACUGGAAAUGCACUGUGGGGUUUUUUCCUGUAUGGGAAACCAUUUAUGCCAAGCUUUCCCCCAUUUCCCAUAUUUAUCUCAUCUGGUUAGCUGCCUCUGCUUCCAGCUUUGUGUGAUUCUCUUUGCCAGCUGCACAAAGCUGAUUUUUUCCAAAGUCUGAAGACUGAACUCACCCGGCUAGGUUGUUGUGUGUUUUGUUGACUUUCUCGUUGAACCUUUUCAUAAUGUAAUGCCGUAUUUAUUAUUUUAAAAAUGAAAGGAAUACUAAUAAAUCUGAAAAGUUCCUUCAUGCAUAAGAUUUUUCCAGUUACUGGGUGUAACUGGUGUACAUUAAUUAGAUGUCCAUACUGUAUUCUGUUCACAUUAAUCAUUUUCUUUUUCGCAUAGUAUCUGGCACACAAAGUGGGUUAGUACUACAGUAUUUGUGUUACUUUAAGUACUAAGUAUGCAGGUUUCCUGGUACCAUUGAGUUGCUGCUAUUAAAGCUCACACAUGAAAUGGCUAAAAGUUACAAGUGUGCGAAUUAUGACUGCGUGAGCCUUAGAAUAUAAAAUGUAUAAAGGGCAACACAUGAGCUGUCAAACAGUGUUAGAUGUGUGUUUAUAUGUACAGAGUUGUGCAUAGCAAUCGUUUUAUUUAAGUUGAUAUGUAGUCUACUCACAUUUUCAUUAUUUAGCAAUUUUGUAUAAAAAAUAGCAAUUAAUUUGUAAACACUGCCAGAAUAUUUUCUAGCUGGUUUAUAAUUUUUUAAGAGUGUUAUUUUGUUUGUUUUUUUGUUGUGGUUCUUGUUUUCAUUUUUGUUGUAGAUCUGUAAAUAAAAUUGCAGUAUUUAAAGCUUUAGCUUUCAGGAAAAAGAAAAUAAGAACUCAGUGUGUGCAUGACAACUUGUGUGUGAGAAGGAGGGAUUUGAAGGAAGAAGCCUUGCAGAGUAAGUUGGGUGGCAAUUGUCAGGGUGUGGGAAUUUCUUUUCCUGCGGGGGUACCUGAUUUUGUAAAAAGGAAGUAUUUCUCCCCAAAGUGGGAGUAGGUAAACUACUAAUCAAUUUAGCUUUGUGUUGUAUGCUAGUUUAAAAAAGAAAAUAUGUAAUAUAAUGUAAAAAAAACAAACAAAAAAAGCUUUUAUGAUGGAUUUUGUAAAUAGAUUUGUUACAGGGUGACCUGUUCUCUAGCUGUGAUCUUACCACUUCAAAUGGGUGUAAUUUGAAUAAAUUUUGUAUGGUAAAGGAUCAAUAAAAUGAUUUUUUUUUUAUGAGUU